AUGGUGGGUAGAAGCGCGGCAAAACAACGGCCCACACUUACGCGUGAAUCAACCUCUAAGGACCUUACGCAAACACCCAUGUCACUGCCUACAAGUAGCACAUCUGCACUCUCAGCACCGUUAGAUGCUUCAUCUCAAGCAUUUCUAACAAGCGAUGGAAAUUGCGAAUUAAGCGAAAUUGAUAGUCUAAUUCAGAGAUACUUAGCAAGCGCGCAAUAUAAAACGGCAUUAUUUUGGGCAGACAAGCAAUUAGCAUUAUGUCGGAAAAAUGGGUCGCAACCAUCAUUCGUUGAUAUGGCUCGGUUUAUUAAAGUCUUGGCAGCUGCUGGAGAAUGGACACGUUUGAUGGCUUAUUGUGAUCGUCAUGAGCUUAUUAUGAAGCAUAUGUUCUUCGCUUAUUUUUACGUAAAUGCACUUUACAAAAAGAAAUUAUUUGUUGACAUACUCAAGUUAAAACUAGGUACAGGGGAUCGAUGCCACGACCUCGUUUUUUCUAUUAUGCCUCAUAUGCUUCAGCUGUCCAGACCGAAGUCUUUCCUUCCAAGUUCUGAAGAAAUGAUUGCGCUUGAUAAAAUAUCAGAAGAUUUGCAGGUAGAAGCAGGACUACUGCUUUUGUUAGGAAAAGCUUAUCUGAUGACUCAGAAUCGUCGUGCAGCAUUCUCUUGUUUGCAAGGAGCCGUUUAUAAGGAUGAUUCUUGUAUAGAAGCAUUCGAGCUUAUCCAAAAAUAUCGACUUUAUUCAAAACAGCGCUUUGAAGAACUGAUUGAAAGAUCUGAAGAUAAAAACAGUAUGGUUGUAGCUCUUCGAAAUCAUUAUUUUUCUCAAGGGAGUAAAAAUCUGAAUUCGGAUGCCUUAAUAAAUGAAGCUUUGAUAACGGAUUUGUCAAUUCUUACUGCGCGAGCUUCACAUUUAUAUCAAGCUGGGGAUCUCACCGGAGCUUAUAAUAUUACGAAUGAAAUUUUGAAUGAGGCUGGCAUGUUUCAGGAUUGUUUGUUAAUUCAUAUUGCAACUUUGGUACAGUUGCGGAAAUUCGAAAAUCUCUUUGUACUAGCACAUCAACUGGUCGAUUGUCAACCAGAUAAUGAAGUUAGUUGGUAUACCGUUGGUUGUUAUUACUAUUCUAUUGGACAGCUGUCAGCGGCAAAAAAUUUUUUUAAUAAGUGUACAUCGAUGAACUGUGCAUUCGGUGAGGGUUGGUUAGCAUUUGGACAUGCACUUACUGCAGAAUCAGAACAUGAGCAAGCGAUGAAUUGCUAUUUAAGAGCAUCACGAGUGCUGGAAGGUAGCUUCGAACCGCUGUUAUAUAUAGGACUCGAAUAUGCUUAUGCAAAUAAUACAAAAUUGGCGCAGGAUUUUUUGAAGGAUGCAGCUGAAAUAGCUGGUGACAAUGCGCUUGUGUUACAUGAGCAAGGUUGCAUCUGCUACAUGAAAAAAGAAUGGAAAAAUGCUGAAACUUUUUUUACUAAAGCUUUGCUAUCAGCAUACAACGAGACCGAUGAACAUGCUCACGCAUGUGACUUGUUGAAUCGACCGUUGAGUGAAUUUUGGGAACCACUUGUAAAUAAUUUGGGACAUGUAAAGUGCAAACUCGGAUCUUACGACGAAGCGGUCAAGUUUCAUCAGAAAGCACUUCUAAUGUGUCCGGGAAAGCUAGGUCCAAAUGCUGGACUAGCAAUAGCAGCAGGACGAUCUGGUGACAUUGAUAGAGCUGUCCACUACUUUCAUAAAUCACUUAGUGUGGACCCACAUAAUAAGGUGUUGGAACAAGGACUUCAUCAGCUCAUGCAUUUUUUGGGAACACAUACCAGCUUUUUAGCAUCAUGCAUAAGAACUCCAACUCUUAUGAUCGGAUCAUUCGAGAAAUUCUUAGUGACAAAAGCUGAUCUAGAAGGAAAUUCUGAUGAAAAGCAAACUCAACAAAAGGCAUUGGAAACGCUGAAGAGGAAACGCGCGAAACGUGCUGCUCAGGAAGGUUGCGAAAGGACAAUGUUGGAUCAGCGGCCAAGAAAUCUUCCUAUGCAUGAUAUUAGCCCAGCGGAUGUUGAAAUGACUUAG
Brugia malayi is the source of this 2055-nucleotide messenger RNA. RefSeq lists its product as uncharacterized. The coding region runs from base 1 to 2055 and encodes 684 amino acids. The transcript has 15 exons. Gene Ontology annotation, molecular function: protein binding. Gene Ontology annotation, biological process: cell division. The record is from RefSeq and is a predicted model, not a curated record. NCBI's taxonomy places the organism in Eukaryota, Metazoa, Nematoda, Chromadorea, Rhabditida, Onchocercidae.